AGCAUGGGGACCUCACACACGCCUGUGCGCACGGUGCUGUUCCAGCGUGAGAGGACGGGGCUGACGUACCGUGUACCUGCACUGCUGCCCGUGCCCCCCGGGCCCAUCCUGCUGGCCUUUGCAGAGCAGCGACUCAGCCCUGAUGACUCCCACGCCCACCGCUUGGUGCAGCGCAGGGGCACGUGGGUGGGGGGCUCUGUGCAGUGGGGUCCCCUGCAUGUAUUGGGGACAGCAGCUCUGGAAGGUCAUCGGUCCAUGAAUCCCUGUCCUGUACAUGAUGCCCACACGUCCACGGUCUUCCUCUUCUUCAUCGCUGUGUGGGGACACACUCCUGAGGCCACGCAGAUUGCCACGGGUCGGAAUGCAGCCCGCCUCUGCUGUGUGACCAGCCACGACGGGGGUCACAGCUGGGGCCAAGUGCGUGACCUCACGGAGGAGGCUGUGGGCAGCGCCCAGCAGGACUGGGCCACAUUUGCUGUGGGCCCAGGCCACGGCGUGCAGCUGCGCUCAGGCCGCCUGCUGGUGCCAGCUUACACCUACCGCGUGGACCGGCGUGAGUGCUUCGGCCGCCUCUGCAGGACAAGCCCACACGCCUUUGCCUUCUACAGCGAUGACCACGGCCACACCUGGCGCUGUGGGGGCCUCGUGCCCAACCUGCGCUCGGGCGAGUGCCAGCUGGCGGCUGUGGGCGGCUUGCUGUACUGCAAUGCCCGGAGCCCCCUGGGCAGCCGCGUGCAGGCACUCAGCACCGAUGAGGGCGCCUCCUUCCUGCCCGGGGAGCUGGUGCCCAGCCUUGCUGAGACUGCCCGAGGCUGCCAGGGCAGCAUCGUGGGCUUCCCAGCCCCUCCCUCCAGCAGGCCCCUCGGUGAGGGGGCGCCUUGGGGCUCCAGGGGCCACCCCUCUCCUCCUUUCUGUCCUGGAGUGCAAGGGCCCUCUGAGGGGGGCGCUGGUGACAGCUGUGGCAGUGAAGGGCCUGGCGGGAGGGAGGGGUCUGCGGAGCCCCCUGGGGGCCUGGGUGGGGACACGUGGCUGCUGUACUCCCACCCGGUGGGGCGCAGGGCUCGGCUGCACAUGGGUGUGCGUCUGAGUCGGGCCCCCCUGGACCCGCAGAGCUGGUCGGAGCCCUGGGUGAUCCACGAGGGCCCCAGUGGCUACUCUGACCUGGCCUGCGUGGGGCCCUCGCCGCAGGGAGCCCUGGCCUUUGCCUGCCUGUUUGAGAGCGGAGCCAGGCUCUCCUAUGAGGAGGUCUCCUUCUGCCUCUUCUCUCUGCAGCAGCUGCUGCGUCACGUGGGGCCCCCCCGCCAAAGGGCCAAGCCUGGGGGGCACUGCCAGCCCUCCUGA
Molecule: messenger RNA, 1341 nt
Organism: Sorex fumeus (smoky shrew)
Lineage: Eukaryota; Metazoa; Chordata; Mammalia; Eulipotyphla; Soricidae
Gene: NEU4
Product: neuraminidase 4
Exons: 3
Coding region: 4-1341 (445 amino acids)
Biological process (GO): oligosaccharide catabolic process; ganglioside catabolic process
Cellular component (GO): lysosome; cytoplasm; membrane
Molecular function (GO): exo-alpha-sialidase activity
Source: RefSeq, a predicted model, not a curated record